AUGGCAGACCAUCGUGAACGUCAUCGACGCUUUGGAGCACGUCGUCAACCGUCCGCCGCGUCCAACCACCGCUAUUACAAAAGCUCUGGGAUCUCCCAUUAUUCACACACACUCGAGCUUUCCACGGGUCUCUCUGAUCGCUCCGUCGUUAGCCCCACAUCAAGACCUGUCUAUAAUUACAACAACAGCUGGCAGGACAAGCAUAGACAGGACUUUGAUUUUAGCCGAGAUCGACCCAAGGAAGAAGGAUAUUAUCCACCCAAGUAUACGUCCAAUAAACCCAAAGCCAGUGGUCAAGGAAUUAGUAUUCCCGGGUCCUCUAUCGUUACUGCCACACCAGACAGUGUCCUUGUCAAAGGUUUUAUUCCACCCAAGCAACAAACUGACUUUUUGUCGAAUCUGACCAAGAAAAAUACCAGGACAAAUCGAGGACCUGGUUUAAAAUCAAAAAUGCUCGCAUAUUCGUCAUUGGAAGCGGCCAGUGGGGCAAUUUCAAUAAAAAAUGACGAGUUUAAUCCACUUCAAGGAUCAAGUGGAUGGGUGAAUAUGAAAGUACAAGAGCCAGUGUCUAUUCCACGGGAUGCGCUGGCACCGGCUGAAAAAAAGAGAGAAAAAGCUGCAAAACUUGCACGCAAAAAGUCAUUUCCAGUGGUAACUCCCUAUGCGUUACGAGAUCGGAGCAAACCGACGUUAUUUUCUAAGUUUUCGACCAUUGCAACGCAGUCUUUUGACGUGAGAUAUCGACAAGUGGCGAGAUUGGGGAAACGGAAGAUGAACAGUGAAGGGUCAGCAGCAAAACCAAUUGCAUUGGACUCGGACUCGGACUCGGACACGGAAGCUGAAGCUGAAGCUGAGGAAAAAGUGCAGUCUGACAGUGCUAGCAACAGUAUGACUAUUGUCGACGAAGUUAUGAACGAUACGAGAAACUAUACAGUGGAAGAGAAAUUGGAAGAGAAAGAGGCUGUAGUCGACUGGGAUGACGUUGCGUUACAUGCAAAUGCACGGAUGAUCAAUGGUGACGUGAUGAUUGGGCUUUUCCAGUGCAUUGUCGACCUCUUUUUUCAGGCUGAUCGGAUAUACAUGGGAAAUAUUCGAGGAAAAUACGAAAUUUGGCCCUUCAAGCAGUUUUACUUGCUGGAAUAUAAACACCUGCAGGAUGUUAGAGUGUACAGUGCCACUAGUGAGGUUGACGUAAGUGCAGAAGUCGAAGUUCGUGAGAUCAAUUGCAGGAGACACUUGCUGGAAGAAGUAUCGUUUAUAGCCUUUAAAGUGCCGAUGCCAGAGGCAACUGAUCAAGCUGCGGUGAAAACCUUCUAUGAUCCUUCGAGUCCCGAUGUCUCCAAAGGGUUCAUGGUCCUUCUUCAAUUGGAGGACGCUUCGGGCGAUAGUCUGGGCGAUAUUACAAAUAUCAUAGGAGAACAUGCCGACGUACAACUAAUAGAUGACAAGGAGCAAGCAAUGGAGCACCUCCAAGCUUUAAUGAAAGAUCCGUUUGAUUAUAAAUUAAGUCGGCGCACUCGACGGCGAAAGAGCGACGCUGCGAGGGACACCGCAUCAGAAUCAGACGAAGAGGAUAAUUGCGGUGACAUCACCGUGCUAACAUACCCGCCGCCACCCUGCACGAAUGAUAUUGUCACAAUCGUUCGGCACGACGUAUCGCGACUGAAGCCCAGGCGGUACCUGAACGAUAACAUCAUUGACUAUUAUUUUAAGCGCAUGAUACUACAGACCUUUCAAAACAAUAAACUUGUUCAAGAAAAGGUGCUCUUCUUGAGCUCGCACUUCUACUCCCGGCUACGAGCCGGAAUGGGCUCUACCACAAGUGAACGUAUGGAGGCCGGGUACAAGAAUGUGUCGACAUGGCUUGCACGGUCUAACUUAUUCAGCCGCUCGAUCAUAUUUAUUCCAAUCAAUAAGGAUUUUCAUUGGAGUCUUGCCGUCAUCGUGAACCCUGGUGUCGCAGGAACUGACCCCAGAGAUGAGGAAGCCUUCUCAUGUAUCGCGGUGCUGGAUCCACUUGGAUCAUAUCAUCGCAAAGCAGCUAUCAUUCGCAAUUUAAGAGCAUUUUUGCGAAUGCAGUGGGAAAAAAACUUGCAAGAAGAAUAUUUUAGCGACAUUAAAGCAGCCUCGGUGUCGGAGUAUGAAGUAGAUCGCGUGCUGACCUUGAAUGUAGAUACCCCACUUCAGGAGAACAGCUACGAUUGUGGUGCUUACGUGCUGAAGUUUGCUGAGGUGAUUCUGAAGAACUGUUUGGAUCUCGGUCUGCUGGCUCAAAAUAAUGGAGUGAUCAGCAAGGACGUGACGGAUAAUCAUCUUGAGGCCUUGAUCACAUCUACUGCAUUCUCGGCUGAGGAUAUCACCGUUACAAGACAACAAAUUCAGCAUUAUAUUGAAGUCGAUGCAAUUGAGUACCAGAUGCGAAAGAAGGAGAAGGUGUCCAAGACAUAA
Messenger RNA from Peronospora farinosa, 2448 nucleotides. The record is from the annotation of a GenBank genome assembly. Lineage: Eukaryota; Oomycota; Peronosporomycetes; Peronosporales; Peronosporaceae.